Cygnus atratus (black swan) is the source of this 1518-nucleotide messenger RNA. RefSeq names its product actin-binding protein WASF3-like. The record is from RefSeq and is a predicted model, not a curated record. Gene Ontology annotation, cellular component: cytoskeleton. Bases 1 to 1518 code for a protein of 505 amino acids. Gene Ontology annotation, biological process: positive regulation of Arp2/3 complex-mediated actin nucleation; actin cytoskeleton organization. Gene Ontology annotation, molecular function: protein kinase A regulatory subunit binding; actin binding; Arp2/3 complex binding. NCBI's taxonomy places the organism in Eukaryota, Metazoa, Chordata, Aves, Anseriformes, Anatidae. The transcript has 8 exons.
AUGCCGCUGGUGAAGAGGAACAUCGAGCCCCGGCACCUGUGCCGGGGGGCUCUGCCCGAGGGGGUGACGAGCGAGCUGGAGUGUGUCACCAACAGCACGCUGGCUGCCAUCAUCAAGCAGCUGGGCAGCCUCAGCCGGCACGCCGAGGACAUCUUUGGGGAGCUGUUUAAUGAGGCCAACAGCUUCUACAUGCGGAUGAACUCCCUGCAGGAGCGGGUGGACCUGCUGGUCAUCAAAGUGACGCAGCUGGACUCCACCGUGGAGGAAGUUUCUCUGCAGGACAUCAACAUGAGGAAGGCAUUCAAGAGUUCCACGGUGCAGAACCAGCAGGUGGUUUCUCGCAACUCCAUCCCCAACCCGGUGAUGGAGAUGUACCAGCGCUGCGACAAGCCCCCGCCACUCAACAUCCUGACACCGUACAGGGAUGACAAGAAGGACGGCCUCAAGUUCUACACCGACCCCUCUUACUUCUUCAACCUGUGGAAGGAGAAGAUGCUGCAGGCGACAGAGGACAAGAGGAAGGAGAAGCGCAGGCAGAAGGAGCAGCGGCUGGUGGAGGACUCCACCCGGGAGGUGAAGAAAGUGCGGAAAGCCCGUAACCGGCGCCUGGAGUGGAACAUGAUGGCGUACGAUAAAGAGUUUCGGCCCGAUAACAGGUUCUCACCAUCCCCAUAUCACAUGGCAUCAUCGGAAGGAUCACUGUCCCCAGACAAUAGAUCCUAUGCCUCAGACGCUGCCGACCACUCAUACCCAGCAAGCCCCAACCACCCAGCACAGCUGCUGGCCCCCGCUGCCCACCUGCCAGCUGAGCACAAGGAGGGGGUCCUGGCGGCCGUGCCCCCCCAGGAGCACGUCUACCGCCCGCCGGCGGGCAGCCGGCAGAACAGCCUCAACCGUGCCCAGCCGCCCCACGCACCGCAGCCCCCUGAGGCUGUGCUGAACGGGCCUAGGCCGCACUUGGUCAAGGAUUUUGGCCCACAACCAGUGCCGAUGGCAGAGUACUUCGUGCCGCCAGCCCCGCCGCCCCCACCACCCGUCAUCCCCUCGGCACAGACCGCCUUCGACAGCCCCAUGGCAGCCCCCGCAGCACUGCCCCCCGGCGCAGCCGCCCCCCCGUCCUACUCGCCCUCGCCGCCACCCCCCGCACCGCCCGGCCCCUACUCUGCUUCCCCGCCACAGGCCGGCCCCAUGGGCCCCCCUGUGGCCCCGCCGCCACCACCACCAGGGCCCCCGGCGCUCGCCGCCUCGCCGGCACACUCGGUGUCGCCGCCGGCCCCUGCCGCCGAGCUGCGGAAGCCAGCCAUCCCGCUGAUGCCCAUGAGCGAUGCCCGGAGCGACCUGCUGGCGGCCAUCCGCAGGGGGAUCCAGCUGCGGAAAGUCCAGGAGCAGUGGGAGCAAGAGGCCAAGAAAGAGCCCGUGGGCAACGACGUGGCCACCAUCCUGUCCCGCCGGAUCGCAGUGGAGUACAGUGAGUCGGACGACGACUCAGAGCUGGACGAUAACGAGUGGUCAGACUGA